CUCCCCAGAGAAGGCACAAGUAACUCACCCUGAGCUAGGCAGAAGAAAAAGGCAGUGAGAACUGCCAUUUCUGGUCAGAGAGAGAAGGCUUGUCUUCACUGCAAGAAUGGACAUCCACAAAUCAGAACUGCCCCCCUCCUUUCCUUCCCUGCUGUUUAACUUCCAGAGGCCACCUCCAUAAACAAAAAUAUGGGAACCAGACCCUCUGAUCACAUCCAGCAUCCUUGGAAAUGUUACCCCAUCCCUGAAAGCAUCCGAGUUCUGUGAUUCAUUUGGGAUGGCCAUCAAAGUGGAUUCUCCGAGACUCAAAACCAUGAAAAAAAGCCUAUCCAGUGACGUUUAUCCUCAGUUUUGGCCAAAACAGAGAGGAAUUUUGGAAGGAAUUUAGUGACGUUUGAAUGUACCAGACAAAGAUGAAUGUUCAAUUACACUUUGAAGUUUCUGUGGAUAUUGAAUUACUGGGAGAGAAAGAGUAAUAGUGAGUAUUUAUCAACAAAGAUCAUAAUUAACUGCAUCUCAGUCCUGAGGUGAUUAAAAAGAGACAGGUCUGCAGAGGAAACAGGGUGCUGCAACCUUUUGCUCUCACUUCCUCAUGAGAGAAGACGUAGAGGCUGUCCCAGAGAGAGCAGGGCUGCUGUGCACACACAUCUCAGGCAGCCAUGGGGAACUGGGUGGAGAAUGAAGGACUGUCCAUCUUCGUCGUUCUUGUGUGGCUGGGCUUAAAUGUCUUCCUCUUUUGGUGGUACUAUCUUGUGUAUGAUGUCCCACCAAAAUUCUUCUACACCAGAGUGCUCCUUGGCCGUGCUCUGGCUCUUGCAAGGGCCCCUGCAGCCUGCCUGAAUUUCAAUUGCAUGCUGAUUCUGCUGCCAGUAUGUCGAAACCUGCUCUCCUUCCUCAGAGGAUCGAGUGCGUGCUGCUCUACCCGUAUCAGGCGGCAGCUGGACAGAAACCUCACCUUUCACAAAAUGGUGGCCUGGAUGAUUGCCCUUCACACUGCAAUUCACACCAUUGCACACUUAUUCAACGUGGAGUGGAGUGUGCAAGCCCGUGUUGAAGAGAAGGGCACCCUGGCAGCUGUGCUUUCUGGCCUUGGAGACAAACCAAAGGAAAGCUAUGUCAACUUCUUCAGGCAAACCAUUGCUAAUCCCGUUGGGGGCCUCUAUGUGGCUUUCACAUACUUGGCUGGCAUCACUGGGGUUGUCAUCACACUGGCCCUCAUCCUCAUCAUCACCUCAUCCACCAAAACCAUCCGGAGGUCAUAUUUUGAAGUAUUUUGGUACACCCACCAUCUCUUUGUCGUCUUCUUUAUUGGCCUUGUCAUCCAUGGUGCUGGUCGUAUUGUGCGGGGACAGACAGCUGAAAGCCUGGCUGAACACAACCCAGAGAUUUGCUACAAGAACUUCACCCUCUGGGGCAAGACUGAGGCUUGUCCAAUCCCCCAGUUUUCAGGGAAUCCUCCUAUGACAUGGAAGUGGGUGGUAGGUCCCAUGUUUCUGUACCUGUGCGAGCGGCUGGUGCGGUUUUGGAGGUCACAGCAGAAGGUUGUUAUCACAAAGGUGGUCAUUCAUCCCUUCAAGACAAUUGAGCUCCAGAUGAUGAAAAAAGGCUUCAAGAUGGAGGUUGGACAAUACAUUUUUGUCAAAUGUCCAGCAGUAUCUAAACUGGAAUGGCAUCCAUUUACACUGACUUCUGCUCCAGAAGAGGAUUACUUCAGCAUUCACGUCCGUAUCGUAGGAGACUGGACAGAGGGCUUGUUCAAUGCCUGUGGCUGUGAUAAACAAGAAUUCCAGGAGGCAUGGAAAUUGCCCAAGAUAGCUGUGGAUGGCCCCUUUGGAACAGCGAGUGAGGAUGUGUUCAGUUAUGAAACUGUGAUGCUGGUUGGAGCUGGAAUAGGGGUCACCCCCUUUGCAUCUGUCCUCAAGUCUGUCUGGUACAAAUACUGCCAUGAUGCCACCAACCUAAAGCUCAAGAAGAUUUAUUUCUACUGGCUUUGCAGGGACACUCAUGCCUUUGAAUGGUUUGCUGACCUCUUGCAAUCUCUGGAGGCUCAAAUGCAGGAGAGGAAUAACGCAGAGUUUCUGAGCUAUAACAUCUACCUUACAGGCUGGGAUGAAACUCAGGCCACUCACUUCGUAGUGCAUCAUGAAGAAGAGAAGGAUGUGAUUACAGGACUGAAACAGAAAACCUUGUAUGGAAGACCUAACUGGGAAAAUGAGUUCAAAACGAUUGCAGGAAAGCAUCCUGGCUCCAGAAUAGGUGUUUUUCUCUGUGGCCCUGAGGGCCUGGCUGACACACUCAACAAGCAGAGCAUCAGCAACUCAGAAGCUGAUCCACGAGGAGUACACUUCAUUUUUAACAAAGAAAAUUUCUAACUCUGAAGCAAGUGGGAGGCAUUAAAAGCAAAGUCUAAAGACUGAAUCUGUUUUUCUGUUUGGAGUCUGGGAAGGACAGCCCAGCUUCUGAAUUUCAGCUACACUAAUGCAGGUCCCUUUGCUUCUUGGGAAUGAUUUUGGCUCUGUGGUAGAAUAAAAGAGUCAAGUUUUACCUUAGGGAAGUUUUCAUUGCCCUCCAUGUGCUGGUUAUUUAGUAGAAAUCUGUUUUCUUUGUCUGUGUGAGGCGAUUUACCCUCAAUUAACUGCCUUUAUCCUCUUAUUAUUUGCCAUGACUGCUGAAGAGUGGAAGCUGUCGUUUGCUUUUGGGAGCCAAUUCAUACCCAUAAAGCUUAGUGCUAUUAAACAAUAAAGUAUUCUAGCAUAAUGCUUGCUAUUAGGAGGCAGCUUGUCCUGGCUGCCUGUCCAGUCCCUGGAACAAGGGGAGCUGGAAAAGGGUGGCUGGCAAAGUUAGUUCCUUACGAGAGGAACACUCCUUUGUACACCAACACAUUCCAGGCUUCCAACAUAAGCCUUAAACAUCCUCUGCAAGAGAGAGCACAUGCAGCUGAAAAGAAGGAAAGUGAGGAACUGAAAAGGAACCACCUGGGCUUCUGAGAAGCAGCCCAGCUGCAGAGGGGGUGACAAGGACAGAUUCAGUUCAAGUCCCACACCUGGUGUGAGUCACUGCUGCUUUGGACACCCUCACUUUCACAUCUUCAGGCUCACGUGCAGGGAGCCAUACAAGAAGAGGUUCUGUGUUUCCAAGACUGACAUUUCCGGUGUUAAGGGCUGAAAAAAGCUGUUGCUGAAUAGUUUAAUGGGUGCUUUCUGAAGCACUCUUAGAUGCAAACAGCCUUUGGCACUAUUGCUCAGCUGUUCCUCUUUGAGGUGAAACAGGUUUUGAGAAAGUGAUGGUCACUUCAUUCUCAGUUAUUGAAUAGCUGUGGGUGAAGUUUCUGAUGUGCACAAGACUCCCAUACACAGCACAGUACCUCUGGGUGCACAUUACAGGUAGCAGGUUCUUAAACACAAACAAAAAAAGGGAACCAAAACUUUUAAUACUAGCAAGAGAGGAAAAAAAAAGUACUAAAGCCAGCAGCAUAGGAAAAAAAUUAUGAAAAAGCAAGUGCAAAAACCCUUGAAAAAGCCACAGUUUAGUAUGCCAUGUUUUCCAUUCAUCCCAGUUGUCUGCUUUGUGACUUUAAACUCCACAGCCAAGCCCUGCAGUAGCUCCUGCACAGCACAAGACCCUCCUGGCACGUUCUUGCAGCCACAGAAGAAAGCUGUGGUCUCCUGCAAUUCAGUCAGCUUUGUGCAGCCAUCUGGUUGCAUGUAGCAUAUUUUACACCUCAGCUUGCCAGACAGGGUGUGUGUUCUCCCUUUACAGCAUUUUAAAAUGCUAUUCAGGCUAUGAAUGCUACUUAAGGAAGACAGCCUACCAGUUCCUACUUAUUAAUAUCAGUUAACAACAAAUGUUGGCAAAGAUCAACUCUUGGUGGGGAAUUUUCCAGUUCUUUCCCUCAGAAGAGCCAUAUUCAAAUCCACAGAAUUCUGUCUGAAACACACCUAUUAAACCAUAACAGAACAUAAGUAUAUCCAAAGAAACAUCUUCUGUGGAGUAAAUAUUGCUACUAAAAUAUUAUAUGGGUCUCAUCCUGUGCAAAGAGCACUGAAAUAUUUGCCCUUGAUUUUAAUGGAAAUGUGAUCAGGCUUUUAUAAUCUUAUAAAGUGGGCAAAGAAGAAUUGCAAGGGAUCACAUGGAGACAGCAUAUUUAUCAUAAGAAGAGUCUUUGAGAGGUGCAUUUUCAUUCACCAUUAAUUUUCUAUGCAUUGACAAGUUUGUUCUUAAAACAUCAGGAAUCUUUCCUUAUUCAGUCAGUUGCAGUGGCAUUCCCUGACCAGCUGCACUUGUAUGAGGGCUUUUCAACUUGAACUCAGAAAUUGUAAUUCUGUGUUUAUUAAUAAAUCAUUGUGUUCCUAAAACAUAUGAAAGAAUAAGUGACAGUUUUUCAGUUUUUUUCAAAAGUUAAUUAUAUUAAAUCCUGCUAAAAUAGCAAGCCAUGCACAAUCAGUUAUGGUCUGAACAUUAAUAUUUUCUUAAAUCUAGGAUACAAGAGUGAAAUGGAUUGCAGUGAAAUACAAACAUAAGAAACAAAUUAGUUU
Molecule: messenger RNA, 4535 nt
Organism: Onychostruthus taczanowskii (white-rumped snowfinch)
Lineage: Eukaryota; Metazoa; Chordata; Aves; Passeriformes; Passeridae
Gene: CYBB
Product: cytochrome b-245 heavy chain
Exons: 15
Coding region: 660-2372 (570 amino acids)
Biological process (GO): superoxide anion generation; defense response
Cellular component (GO): plasma membrane; NADPH oxidase complex
Molecular function (GO): superoxide-generating NAD(P)H oxidase activity
Source: RefSeq, a predicted model, not a curated record